Molecule: messenger RNA, 1101 nt
Organism: Debaryomyces hansenii CBS767
Lineage: Eukaryota; Fungi; Ascomycota; Pichiomycetes; Serinales; Debaryomycetaceae
Product: DEHA2E21274p
Exons: 1
Coding region: 1-1101 (366 amino acids)
Biological process (GO): phosphatidylinositol phosphate biosynthetic process; sulfate assimilation
Molecular function (GO): 3'(2'),5'-bisphosphate nucleotidase activity
Source: RefSeq, a predicted model, not a curated record
AUGUCUACAGUACCUUCAAACCAUCCAUAUUAUAAGGAAUUGGAAAUUGCAUCUAUAGCAGUUAUGAGAACCUCGAUCUUGACAAAGGAAUUGAGUGACUCAAUUGCUACUACGCAAAAGUCUGGGACACAUACGAAAGAUGAUAAGUCCCCUGUCACUAUCGGAGACUAUGCAUCUCAAGCUAUUAUCAACCAUGCGAUUAAACUCAACUUUCCAGAAGACGAAAUUGUAGGUGAAGAAGAUGCGGAAGUAUUAAGAAAGGAUAAUGCUGAAGGGAAGGACUUAAGUGCUAAAGUAUUAGAAAUUAUUUCGGAUGUGCAAUCCCAAACCAGCCAAUACAAUGAUAGAUUAGGAAAACUCGAAAAUGAGGCUGAAAUAUAUGAUAGUAUUGAUUUGGGUAAUUCCCAAGGUGGCUCCAAGGGACGUUUCUGGGCGUUAGAUCCAAUUGAUGGUACCAAAGGGUUUUUAAGAGGUGACCAAUUUGCGGUUUGUUUAGCGUUGAUAGAGGACGGAAAAGUCGUGUUAGGAGUUAUUGGAUGUCCAAAUUUACCAGCUACGGUUAUUUCUAAUGAGGAAAUGAGUGGCACAAAAGGAGGCUUAUUCUCUGCUGUUAGAGGUGUAGGUUCUUUCUACUCAAAUUUAUUUGAUAAACAAGAUUUCACGCCGUUAGCCGAGCAAGAAAAGAUCAAAAUGACUCAACAUACUUCACCAGAAUCAUUAAAGGUUGUUGAAGGUGUAGAAAAGGGCCAUUCUUCUCACUCAACUCAAUCCCAAAUAAAGGAUAAGUUAGGUUUCAACAAUGAAACGGUUUCAAAGCAAACUAUUAAUUUAGAUUCGCAAGUUAAGUACUGUGUAUUGGCAAAAGGACAAGCUGACGUAUAUUUGCGCUUGCCUAUCAGUGACACAUAUCGUGAAAAGAUUUGGGACCAUGCUGCUGGUAAUAUCUUAGUUUACGAAAGUGGCGGACUUGUAGGAGAUAUUCAUGGUAACGAAUUGAACUUCGGAAAUGGAAGACACUUGAAUUCUCAAGGGGUAGUUGCAGGUAAUAAAUCAGUUUUUAAGAAAGUGAUUGAAGCUGUUGGUGAUGUUUUACAAGCAUGA